Phacochoerus africanus (Common warthog) is the source of this 5566-nucleotide messenger RNA. RefSeq names its product selenoprotein I (gene SELENOI). The record is from RefSeq and is a predicted model, not a curated record. Gene Ontology annotation, biological process: phosphatidylethanolamine biosynthetic process. The transcript is spliced from 10 exons. Gene Ontology annotation, molecular function: ethanolaminephosphotransferase activity. Gene Ontology annotation, cellular component: Golgi apparatus; endoplasmic reticulum membrane. NCBI's taxonomy places the organism in Eukaryota, Metazoa, Chordata, Mammalia, Artiodactyla, Suidae.
GCUCUGCUCUCCCAGCUCCUUUGCCAGCCCAGGUCCUCCCAGUCUUGUUCAGCCGGUGUGGUGCUCGUACUUCCCUACGCUGUCGCAGAGAGUCGCUGCCGAGUGGGCGCUCGGUGUUCGGAUCGUCAUGGCUGGUUACGAAUACGUGAGCCCGGAGCAGCUGGCUGGCUUUGAUAAGUACAAGUACAGUGCUGUGGAUACGAACCCGCUCUCUCUGUACGUCAUGCAUCCGUUUUGGAACACUGUGGUAAAGAUAUUUCCUACUUGGUUGGCUCCAAAUCUGAUAACCUUUUCUGGCUUUCUGCUGGUUGUAUUCAAUUUUCUGCUUAUGGCAUACUUUGAUCCUGACUUUUAUGCUUCAGCACCAGGUCACAAGCAUGUACCUGACUGGGUUUGGAUCGUAGUGGGCAUCCUCAACUUCAUAGCCUACACUCUAGAUGGUGUGGAUGGAAAGCAAGCCCGUAGAACCAAUUCCAGCACCCCGUUAGGAGAACUCUUUGACCAUGGCUUAGACAGUUGGUCAUGUGUUUACUUUGUUGUAACUGUGUAUUCCAUUUUUGGACGAGGACCAUCUGGUGUCAGUGUUUUUGUUCUUUAUCUCCUGCUAUGGGUAGUUUUAUUUUCUUUCAUCCUGUCCCACUGGGAAAAGUAUAACACAGGGAUUCUUUUCCUGCCAUGGGGAUAUGACGUUAGCCAGGUGACUAUUUCUAUUGUCUACAUAGUGACUGCAGUUGUGGGAGUUGAGGCCUGGUAUGAACCUUUCCUGUUUAAUUUCUUAUAUAGAGACCUAUUCACUACAAUGAUUAUUGGUUGUGCAUUAUGCGUGACUCUUCCAAUGAGUUUAUUAAACUUUUUCAGAAGCUAUAAAAAUAACACCUUGAAACACAAUUCAGUCUAUGAAGCUAUGGUUCCCUUCUUUUCUCCAUGUUUGCUCUUCGUUUUGUCUACAGCGUGGAUCCUCCAGUCACCUUCAGAUAUCUUAGAGUUACAUCCUAGAGUUUUCUACUUUAUGGUUGGAACAGCCUUUGCCAACAUCACAUGCCAGCUGAUUGUUUGUCAAAUGAGCAGUACCCGGUGCCCAACUUUGAAUUGGUUGCUGGCUCCCCUCUUCUUGGUUGUCAUGGUGGUAAAUGUAGGAGUAACCUCUUAUGUUGAGAGCAUUCUCCUGUUUACAUUAACCACUGCUUUCACUCUGGCCCACAUCCAUUAUGGAGUACGAGUGGUAAAGCAGCUGAGCAGCCAUUUUCAGAUUUAUCCCUUCUCAUUGAGGAAACCAAACUCGGAUUGACUAGGAAUGGAAGAAAAGAAUAUUGGCCUGUAAUCUACAGAAAGAAGUACUGUAAAUAAGAUGCUUGUAAAUAUUUCAUCCAUCACCAUUGACCUAAACAGAUCUGCCUAACAGACGUGGGAACUCAGUAUGUGUGGUGCUUGAACAGCAGGAAUGAUACAUAGGAUCUGAACUUGCAGAAUUUGGACCUACUAACUCCCAGCUUAUUUUUUUUUUUUUAAUAAAACCAUGUGAUGUUUUGGUUAAACAUAAAACAUUAGAUCAGCAAAAUGUUCCUAGUAAUUUUAGCUUCAGGAAUCCGUAAUGUUUUGGUUCAUACAGAGUUAAAGAUGCUUGGUUUUUAUUUUUAAAACCCUUAAAUUGGUUUAGGGACAUUGAUAACGUUCAGAAAACCCACCAAUGUGUUUUCAAAUGUGGUAUUUAGAAGUAGGUCUUUAGCUGUGGAAGCUAUCAGUAGCCCAAAUCUAAUAAAGGGAAAAGAUAAGAGCGAGUCACCUUCAGCAAGAGGUGCCAAAUGAUUACAGAACAAUAUGCAGUUGCCAAAUACUGGUUUCUCUUUCCCAUGGAAAUGCCUUUUGUCCUCAUGUGCUAAGAGAGCUAAUAUAUAUGUCUAUAUUUAGAGUCUCUAGUAUUCUGGCUCUCUUUGUAAUGGAACAGAUCUUGAUAAAUGGUUCAAUUUUCUUUUAAGAAAAAUAUUCUAUUGAGACUUAGUGGAGAACGGAUUGCAGCUGUAGCUCACUCCUUGGCAUGGUUCAUUGUGUAAACGUGGCUGCAGGUUGCUGAGAUUUGGUGCCUGUGAACUGUGAUCAUACGAAUGCAUGGGACAGUCCCAGUCUUACAGUAAAUUACUUGUGAGGGACACAGAUAAACCUCCUUAGAAGAGAAAUUUUCUUAGACGUUAGGAAUCUCAUGAACCUCACUAUGAAAUUAGCUUUCUGAUAUAAUUUGUCUUUCCUUCCUUCCUUUCUCUUUUCCCCAACUUGCUCACUUCCCCACUAGAAGAAAAAUUUUAAUAAUACAUGCCUUACUGAGUAUGUGUUCCCUUAAUAUGACUUGGGGUAAUUUUUGAGGUUUACUGACAAACAUAAAAAUCUCUUUGACUUAUUGUUUUAUGAUCAUACCUUUUCAUGGUUGUGGAUAUUUUCUUCUAUUUCUUUUUCAUUUUGUCUCCAUUUAAUUUGGUGGUGGUGAAAUUUACUGGCUGAUUUUCUUCUUUCUUUCUACUGAAUGAAGUUUGUGCUUGAAUGAAAAGUGUAUCUUAAACCCUUUUAUUUUGGACGGAUUGCACUUGGAUAAAAUAGGCACCACUGUGUUGAUAUGUAAUUAAAUCCUUAAUCAUUAUUUAUCUAUAAAUGUGACCAUCGUUCAAUUUAAUUAGAGCAUGUUUCUGUGUUGGGUUUUAGUCUGCUGCUUUGUAAAAAUAACUACGUAAUUGAUAUUUCAGUUUUUAAGUGAGGUCUAAUCAUUGUCAUUCAGGUUCUUAGAAAUGAGGCAUCAAGGAGCUAACACAUAGUUUUGUACUUAAUUGUAAAGUUUGAGGUAUAUUCAGUGACUUUCUCUGAGACAAAAAUGAACACUGAAAAUUGGUGAGAAAUUGAUGCAGGAAAAUAUGGGUAGUGAUUCCAUGUUUGUUAAUAAAUUGCCAUCAUGGAGGUCAGAGAAUGAACUAAUUAAGUAAAAGUAACUCUAUUUAUUGUAUACCUUGUUCUGUGUCAUCUGUAGAAUUGAACUGGAUAAAGUGUAUAACUUGGGCCGGGAACAAAGCUUUGUUUGAAGGUUCUAGGUUAAUCGUUUUACUGUUUUGUUGACCUUGUGUACAAGAAUGAGAUUAUCUGUAUUAUAGAAGAAAAGAACUGAUAACUCUUUGUACAAGGGCAGAUUUGGACCACAGGCUUUUUUCACCUUGUGCAUACAGUGUGGUAAAAGAAUACCCUUGACCCUCGGCAUAGGGUCAUGUCCUAUAAUUUUGGGGCUAUUUUAACUCAAAGUAUGUUUAAGCUCUUUUUCUGUUGGAUCAAGUUUCUUUGAAAAUUGUUUUGUGUCUAUUCUUUAUAACAUAUUUCCCUAUGGUGGUUAAGAAUUAUGCUGUGGUCAGUUGUACUGAUAUCAUUAGAUGGAAAAAAAGAUGGCUGCCAACAAGAUAAAAGAUGAAAAGUGAAUCAUUCCCCGUUUCAGAGUCCCGUGGACUUGUGCAGCCGUAGUGUGCUGCUGACUCGUUCGCGGGUGAGUCUGCCAUCCUGAAGUAGCUCAGGAAAGCCCCCAUGUGUUGUUGUGGUGAUAGAGCAGCUGAAGGAGGACUUCAUCACAAAGAGCCCUGUGACUAUGUGUCAUUGCCAAGUAUCAGAACAUUUCCAAAGUUUAAAAGAUGUUUUAGGCUUCUGCAUGAUAUUUGGGGGUGUGUUCACCCCCCAGCUUUUCUCCCAGCACACGCUGAGCUGCCUUUUGGGGAGCAAUGGCAUGAUCGGUCAUACAUGCAUGUUUUCUGUACAUUUCAGAAUAGAGUGCCUUAGCCAGGCCAGAGGUUUGCUGUGUGUUUCUGCUGACCAAAGUUACCUAGACCUGUAAGAAGUUUCUUUUCAGGUUAUGGUGUGACACAUGUCCUUUCAUGCUUGUCGGAAAAUAAUUCCCCUUUAUUUGAGGGGGGCAUGGGAUAGGAAAAUCUGAAAAGUACCCGAAUAGAGUAUGUCAGUGCUGCCUUUUGUGAUCCUUGCCUAACAUUCACCAUCCUAGUGUAACGCACAGUUUAAAACUGCCGCAAUGUAAACCAUCAUUCCCCUGUUAAUGUGUAAUAGAUGUAGUUGAUGGGUUUUAGUCUGCAGGGUGUUAGAUGAAUAGCUUCCAAAGGAAGAACGAAGUGGUCUUCCUGGGCAUUUUAAUGAUAUCAUGGUGAAAUGACUUUUCAUUGUAAUUUUAAAAAGAAGGUUCAAUGCUGGUUAUGGCCUAGAAUACUACAGUACUGUUACCAGUGUGUCAUUUAUUUUGAUAUAGGGGUGCUGGGAAGAGAAGUAGAUGCCUAAGGUUGCCCAAAUUCGCAAUUGUUAUGAAAAGAAAAUUGAUCCUGACCUAGAGCCUGGGCACUGGGGGCACAUGCAAAGGAGCAAGUGGGCAUCGCAUCCACUCUAAGGGGAAGAAGUCAUCGCUUUAGUGCCCAAUGCCCAGGGAUCCUGCUGCGGUGCACAGUUUAAAAUGUUCACAACUUAAAUCAUCAUUCCUCCACCAAGUUUAAAUUCAAAUGUGAAUUUGAAAGUUUCCUAAGUGUUCAGCUUUCAGAGAACUCUUUUACUUUGUAGUCAGUUGAAAAGCAUUUAGACCGUAACUUGCUUUCUCCAAAGCAGACUUUGAUUCUCUAACCUCUGGAGACUAAAAAGAACAGCCCGAAGGUGUUUGGAUCAGAGGCUACACCCCCUUAUAUUUUAGGAAGAAGCCUGUUUGUAACUCUGCCUCUUCAUACUUGACCUGAGUUUCCUUUUCACUAGCCACCUCCUAGGACAGCGAUGGCCACUGGCUUUGUCACCUGUGGAUCUGGCCACAUUCAGCUCUCCUUAAUGGCCUUAGCUCUCUCAACUAGUCGAGGACGGGGACGUGCCAGAGGGCACCUAGUAAACCUGGUGGACUAGAACUUUUGACUUCGGGUCCCCACGUCAGCCAAACACAGAUACAGAGAUCUUUGCUUUUGUGGAUCCUGUGUUCAGAGUGGCCUUUAUCUUGACCUCAGUUUUUGGACUUGGCUUGAGCACUCUAUAGGAAAUUGCUGAAGUCAGACCAGAGUUUUCUUUGGUGUCCUUGUAAGGCGGCGUGCCCGGUCUUGAACACCCUGUGGGUGAGUAACCUUAAGUGAGCUGCCAGUACUAGAAGCUUCCAGGAAGAAUUGUAACUAGUAUGCUGCAUUUGAAGCACUUUGACAUGUACAUUUUAAGUGAUGGUUUUAACAGUAAAAACGGUGUUAAAUUAAUCACUGUGAAACUUGAAAGUGUGAUGGCCUAAAGUACAUUUUAGGAAGCUUAAGUAAAUUUCUGAUUUUCCUUUAUUAAUUAUGUAAUCCAUGUGAUUUGUAUAUUUUACUUUUCAUCUUUGACAGUGGUACAAAUGACUGACAUGUUGGCAGGUGGUUGGUUCCUUUAGGGCCUGUGGUAAAUCAUGGUUGUCUGACUUGUCCACAGAAAGUGGCACUCCCUGUGUUUACUUUUUCCUUUGUGUGGAGCCAUGGGAAUUGGAUUUAUUGGCUAAUUCAUUACCAGUGUUUCUAUGGUGCAAAAUAAACGUAACCUUUUAAACCUG